CUUGACAUUCAUGUAACUCUAUGCACAGCAGUGGCAGUGUUUCUCAACCUUUUUUCAGUCAAGGCACCCUUUAAAAUUAUGGACAGUCCUGAAGCACCCUUUAAAAUUAUGGACAGUCCAGAAGCACCCUUUAAAAUUAUGGACAGUCCCGAAGCACCCUUUAAAAUUAUGGACAGUCCAGAAGCACCCUUUUAAAAUUAUGGACAGUCCCAAAGCAUCCUUUAAAAUUAUGGACAGUCCCAAAGCACCCUUUAAAAUUAUGGACAGUCUCGAGGCACCCUUUAAAAUUAUGGACAGUCCAGAAGCACCCUUUAAAAUUAUGGACAGUCCCGAAGCACCCUUUAAAAUUAUGGACAGUCUCGAGGCACCCUUUAAAAUUAUGGACAGUCCAAGCACCUUUAAAAUUAUGAACAGUCCUGAGGCACCCUUUAAAGUUAUGGACAGUCUCAAGACACCCCAAAUGUGAAAAAU
Staurois parvus is the source of this 471-nucleotide messenger RNA. NCBI's taxonomy places the organism in Eukaryota, Metazoa, Chordata, Amphibia, Anura, Ranidae. The record is from the annotation of a GenBank genome assembly.